GUCAUGUUACGUUCGCUGAAUUCGGAUUGGCUGUUUACUUAAAAUCUGAUACGAUUCAUACGGAAUAUAGGCGAGUAGAAAAACAAGAUUGCUAGAAGUGUUUGUCAACGUUAAAACAUAAUCGUCUUCUUCCAUUAAAAUAUGCCAGGGGUUACAGAAAUGUCAUUGGAUCAUAUGUUUUGUUCCCGGUGCAGAGAAGGUUUUGUUGCGCAUGAAAAAAUUGUUAAUUCAAAUGGUGAAUUGUGGCAUCCGGAGUGUUUUGUGUGCGCCCAAUGUUUCCGGCCAUUUCCAGAUGGAAUCUUCUAUGAAUUUGAAGGAUACAAAUAUUGCGAGCAUGACUUUCAUGUUCUGUUUGCACCAUGUUGUGGCAAGUGUGGCGAGUUUGUUAUUGGCCGCGUGAUUAAAGCGAUGAAUUCAAACUGGCACCCACAGUGUUUCCGCUGUGAAGAAUGUAAUGGUGAAUUGGCGGAUGCGGGCUUCAUCAAGUGUCAGGGCAGAGCCUUAUGCCAUACAUGCAACGCUAAUGUGAAAGCUGGUGUGCUUGGAAAACAUAUAUGUCAUCAAUGCCACGGAGUAAUUGAUGACAAACCUUUACGAUUCCGCGGUGAACUUUAUCACCCUUAUCAUUUCAAUUGCACAACUUGUGGAAUAGAACUCAAUUCCGAAGCCAGAGAAGUCCGUUCUCGACCUGGCUAUGCUGCCAAUGAAAUGAACGAGCUUUAUUGUUUGCGGUGUCACGAUAAAAUGGGAAUUCCGAUUUGUGGUGCUUGCCGGCGUCCUAUUGAAGAACGUGUGGUAACGGCACUUGGAAAACAUUGGCAUGUGGAGCAUUUCGUAUGUGCUAAAUGCGAAAAACCCUUCCUAGGUCAUCGCCAUUACGAGAAAAAAGGUCUUGCUUAUUGCGAGACUCAUUAUCAUCAAUUGUUUGGGAAUCUCUGCUUCGUUUGUAAUCAGGUUAUCUCUGGAGAUGUUUUCACAGCAUUGAAUAAGGCAUGGUGCGUUCAUCACUUUGCAUGUGCAUUCUGCGACCAAAAGAUGAAUCAGAAGACGAAGUUCUUCGAGUUUGAUCUAAAACCUGCGUGCAAGAAGUGCUACGAUAAGUUUCCGCAAGAAUUGAAAAAGCGGAUGCGACGUAUGUACGAUCUGAAUCCUAAGAGGGUUCCAUCAGCAUAAACGCAGAUCUGAGCUUCGGCUCUUCUGUGUGAAUCUCUUAAGAUUUAAUCAAUACUCAUUCACGCUUGUAGUGCCUUACUUUUCUUAAUAUUGAUAUAAAAAAGUGCAUUUAACUAUAUAUCGUAUUGCAAACUACAUAGAACAAAAUUAUUUAUUUAUUAGUAGCAAUAAUUUUGACAUAAUUGCCACAUAUA
Molecule: messenger RNA, 1367 nt
Organism: Cyphomyrmex costatus
Lineage: Eukaryota; Metazoa; Arthropoda; Insecta; Hymenoptera; Formicidae
Gene: stck
Product: LIM zinc finger domain containing stck
Exons: 8
Coding region: 142-1173 (343 amino acids)
Biological process (GO): cell-cell adhesion; positive regulation of substrate adhesion-dependent cell spreading; positive regulation of integrin-mediated signaling pathway
Cellular component (GO): cytoplasm; focal adhesion; cell-cell junction
Source: RefSeq, a predicted model, not a curated record